AGACAACCAUCAUCAAUUCCUCCAAAGCAGUAGUUUUGUUGCCGCAGCUACACACCACACCAGCAGCAAUAAAGCCUCACCCGUCUCUCUUCCUUCUUUUUAUCUUCACACUUUCCCUGAAUUUCUAGAUCUCCAAUUUCUCAGCAUCCAAACAAGAUAAGCAGAAGAAGGCGUAGUGUACGUUUAUAUAUAUUUAAUACGUAUCUGUGUAAUCUGUGUACGGUUACGUCGCUGUGGUGCUAGAUCUUUGCCGCAUUUUAUGGAUCUGCAAUCGGAGCUACCAGCAUUGCGUUUUCUUCGUUACUCUCCCCCCUAUGGUUUUUUUUGUUGACGUGUUGUUGUGCUCUUUCUAGUCAUGCUGUCUUCCGGACGAUGUAACGAAGGGCUUCGCCGGUGGCCACUGCUUAGACUGAAAACUAGGUGUGUCCGGCUGUCCUCGGGCGAGAAUCGAUUGUUGCAAGGUGCUCUCGGUUUCUGACCAUGGUCUUUGGGUUCUGGUUUGGGGAGAGAAGAUGCCUGCCUUGACUCUGUUUCCUUUGUUUCUUGCUCACAUACUCGGGGCGCUUUCUUACUCGUGUUCAGGACAUCUGUUGUUGCACACAUACUUGUCUCCUUCACAACCAAACCAGCAGACAAUGAGGGAAACAAUAAUGGACAAUGUAAGGUUGACUUCCAUGACCUUUUUACUUUCUCGAUCAAGAUCACCACAGAAAGGUGUUGUUAACCCUUCCUUUGCACCUUCAACUGCACCUACACUUGCACCUGCACCAAGUCGUGAAGCCUCUAUUGCUGGUCCUAGCAGCCAUCCCUUACCAGGACGACGUCAUGGCCACCACCAUCAUCUUCCCAUGAGAUCUCACACAGUUGCUCCAUCACCUUCGUAUCAGGGUUGUGAUCAAAUUUGUGCAGAGCCAUUUACCCCCACUCCCUUUGGUUCACCUUGUGGCUGUGUAUUACCUAUGAAAGUCAAACUUCUGCUAGACAUAGCUCCCUAUACUAUUUUCCCUGCAAUGAGUGAGCUAGAGAUUGAGAUUGCUACAGGCACUUAUUUGCAACAGAGUCAAGUGAAAAUAAUGGGUGCCAGUGCUGAUAGUCAAAAUCAGGGGAGAACAGUGGUUGAUAUCUAUUUGGUUCCACUCGGGGAGAAGUUUGAUAAUACAACUGCAAUGCUUAUGAAUGACAGAUUUAUGCAAAAAAGAGUCCAUCUAAAUACAACUCUUUUUGGUAGUUAUGAAGUGGUAUCCAUUAGUUAUCCAGGUCUUCCUUCACUGCCAUAUGGGAAUUUCAUAGGGCACGGUCCUAGUGAAAGUACUGGAGAUCUCCCAAUCACAGCUAAUUUUAUUAACAAGAGUCAGAAGAUGAAUAUUAGGAUCAUUGCCAUCAUUGCUUUGUCUGCAUUUGUACUCUUAUCGGUUUUAACUGGGGCAAUCUUCAUUCUUAUAAAGUGGAGGAAAGCUAGAAGACCAUCGAGUGCUGUUGGUCCAGCAGUUGCAUCAUCCCUAAAUAAACAAUCUGCAGGUAUUGGCUCUAUUUUGUCAAGUAGUAUAGCAAGCUCUACAUCAGUGUCACACAUUUCCACCAUGCCCACUUCUGUUCUCUCAGUUAAGACAUUUGCACUUUCUGAGCUUGAGAAGGCAACAGAGUGGUUCAGUUCAAAGAGGAUUCUUGGUGAAGGAGGCUUUGGACGUGUUUACCGUGGUGUGCUAGAAGAUGGAAGUGAGGUUGCUGUUAAAUUACUUACAAGAGAUAAUCAGAAUGGAGACCGUGAGUUUAUUGCAGAAGUUGAGAUGCUAAGCCGCCUGCACCACUAUAAUCUUGUAAAACUCUUUGGUAUAUGCAUGGAAGGACGCAAACGCUGCUUGGUAUAUGAACUUGUUCCCAAUGGGAGUGUUGAGUCCCACUUGCAUGGUGUUGACAAGAAGAAAGGACCUCUUGAUUGGGAUGCACGCCUGAAGAUUGCACUUGGAGCAGCAAGAGCAUUGGCCUACCUUCAUGAAGAUUCUAACCCUCGAGUUAUUCAUCGAGAUUUUAAGGCUAGUAAUGUUUUAUUAGAAGAUGACUUCACCCCCAAGGUCUCAGAUUUUGGGUUGGCAAGGGAAGCUACCGAAGGAAGCCAACAUAUUUCUACUCGAGUAAUGGGAACUUUUGGGUAUGUUGCCCCUGAAUAUGCUAUGACAGGGCAUCUACUUGUUAAGAGUGAUGUCUAUAGUUAUGGGGUUGUGCUCCUUGAGCUUCUGACUGGUAGAAAACCUGUGGACAUGUCACAACCUCCGGGACAAGAAAAUCUUGUAACUUGGGCACGGCCUCUGCUGACCAGUAGAGAAGGUGUGGAGCAGUUGGUGGAUCCCUCCUUGGCUGGAACUUACAACUUUGAUGACCUAGCUAGGGUGGCAGCCAUUGCUUCCAUGUGCGUUCACCCAGAGGUGACUCACCGGCCAUUUAUGGGUGAAGUUGUGCAGGCCUUGAAGCUGAUAUACAAUGACACAGAUGAAACAUGCGGGGAUUGCUGUAGUCAGAAGGAAUCUUCUGUUCCAGACUCUGACUUUAAAGGUGAUCUUGCCCCCUCUGAAAGCAGUUGGUGGAAUGCUGAAGUGGUCACCCCUCGCCUAGCUUAUGGACAGGCCUCCUCUUUUAUCACAAUGGAUUAUAGUUCAGGUCCGCUUGAAGAAAUGGGCAACAGACCGUUUUCAACUUCAAGUUUAAUAGGAGAUGGAAUUUCUUCACCAAUCGGACAUGGCAAUCGAUCAGGUCCCCUAAGAACUAUCCGAAGUAAACUGAACUUUUAUAGAUUGAGAGGGAGCAUAAGCGAGCAUGGGGGACUCCUGCCAAGGCAAAUUUGGAGUGAUUCACAUUGGGUUUGACUUUCAUUUCUUCCAUAUUUUUUGAAUUGUACAGUUUCAGAGGAGGGCCGAUUGGGGUUUCUGCUGUUGCAUGUUUGAAGAGAGUUGACUUGGCUUCUUCAUAAAAUCGUGAUUCAAUGCCGAAAUUGGAGAUGUUAGUUGAACACUCCUGUAUUAUACAUCUGAAGAUUUUUUAUUCUUGUGGUCCAAUGCCGAAUUCAGUGAUUUAUUUUUGGCUUAAAAGGUUAGGCCAGUUUUGCACGAAAGAAUGCUGUUUCGCAGUCUGUGUAAGGCUCACCACAUCGAUGGUUAAGUGCAGUGCAGUGCGCUUUUUUUUUUUUUUUUCUGUUUGCUCAAUUGCUCUACUUUGUGUUGCAACGACUGCCUCAACCACAUAAUUUCUAGUUGAGUGUCGACCUAGAAGGAAAUUUAUACCUUUGAAAAAAAAGAAACCAUUUUAACUGGAGUUUAUACAAUAAUCAUGACCAAUUAAUGAAAGUUCAAACAUAGCUAAGCCAAAACUUGGACAAAGGGAGUCGGGUAGGGAGAAGAUGAAUAUGGCAGUAAUGCAUUGAAUUUGAAGGAUUCAGGUACACUCGAAAAGGGUGAUUGGUGAUCGAGUAGCAUUAUUUGUCCGAGUCUCCAACUCAAAAUUUAGCAGAAGGAGAGAAACUUUCGUGUUCCUGAACUGUACAUUCUGAUAUUUGGGUGUUAACUAGUUCGGGGAUCUUUAGAGGACAUUGACAUAUUUAGAGGAUGUUGAAAUUGAUUGAUUUAUACAAAUAAAACUUUCUUUCUUUU
This is a messenger RNA of Rubroshorea leprosula, 3641 nucleotides long. Lineage: Eukaryota; Viridiplantae; Streptophyta; Magnoliopsida; Malvales; Dipterocarpaceae. The record is from the annotation of a GenBank genome assembly.